ACUGCUUUUAAUGGCAUGUGGCUUGUAACUUUACUUCUGCUGUAUUCUUUGCAAGAAGUCAACAGUGAGGAUGUUGUCUCUACGCGGCUGUACUUUGUGAACGCCUCCCUGCAGCGGGUGACCUUCUCCAGCUCGGUGGGGGUGUCCCUGCCCUGCCCUGCGGGCGGCGCCCCCCAUGCUGUCCUGCGCUGGUACCUGGCUGCCGGAGACGACAUUUACGACGUGCCCCAUAUCCGCCACGUGCACGCCAACGGCACCCUCCAGCUCUACCCAUUCUCCCCCUCCGCCUAUAACAGCAUUAUCCAUGACAACGAGUAUUUCUGCACUGCUGAGAACCAAGCCGGCAAGAUUCGUAGCCCAAGCAUCCACAUCAAAGCAGUGUUCAGGGAGCCCUACACAGUGCGAGUGGCCGACGAGCGCUCCAUGCGGGGCAAUGUCGCCGUGUUCAAGUGCCUCAUCCCCUCAGCAGUCCAGGAGUACGUCAGCGUGGUGUCCUGGGAGAAAGACACCGUCUCCAUCGUCCCAGGUAACCGUUUCUUCCUGACCUCAUUUGGCGCUCUGUAUUUCUCAGAGGUGCAGAAGGAAGAUGCUCUGUCCACCUACCGCUGCAUCACAAAGCACAAGUACAGUGGAGAGACUCGCCAGAGCAAUGGAGCCAGGCUCUCUGUUAUGGACCCUACGGAGUCCACCCCCUCAGUGCUGGAUAGUUUCCAGUCCGGUGAGGUGCAGAUGGGGCACAGCGUUGAGCUGCCCUGUGUUGCAUCCGGAUACCCAAACCCCACCAUCCGAUGGCUGAAGGAUGGUCGGCCUUUACCUGCUGACUCCCGCUGGACACGGCGCAUCACCGGCCUCACCGUUUCCGACUUGAGGCUUGAGGACAGUGGCAACUACAUCUGUGAGGUCACCAACAGCUUUGGCUCCAAAGAGGUGACGGGUCAUCUUAAUGUCAUAGAUCCACUGCGGGUCACCUUGUCUCCCAAGAACCUGAAGACGGGGAUCAGCAGCACAGUCAUCCUAUCCUGUGCCGUCCAGGGUUCCCCGCACUUUAUGGUGUCCUGGUACCGUAACACUGAAUCUGUCCUGCCCGAUCAGCACUUUUCCAUCCAGGGGGCUCACAAUGAGACAUUGUUCAUUUCCGCUGCACAAAAGAGACACUCGGGAGCUUACCAGUGCUUUGCCACGCGCAAGGGCCAGACCGCCCAGGACUUCUCCAUCAUACUGCUGGAAGAUGGCACGCCCCGCAUUGUCGCCUCCUUCAGCGAGAGGGUGGUGGUCCCCGGUGAACCCUUUUCCCUGAUGUGCGCUGCCAAAGGAGCGCCCCCCCCCACCAUCACCUGGACCCUGGACGACGAGCCUGUGGCCCGGGACCUGUCGCGUGUCCGAGCCAGCCAGUACACGCUCUCCGACGGCAGCACUGUGAGCCACGUCAACGUCAGCAGCCCGCAGAUUCGCGAUGGAGGAGUGUAUCGGUGCGCCGCACGAAACUCGGCCGGUAGUGCCGAGUACCAAGCGCGCAUAACAGUGAGGAGUCCACCGAGGAUUCGGCCUAUGAAGAACAUCACUGCAGUGGCAGGAAGAAACUCUUUCAUAAACUGCCGUGUGAUUGGGUACCCUUAUUACUCAAUCAACUGGUACAAGGAGGGGCUUCUGCUGCCUGACAAUCAUCGCCAGGUGGUUUAUGAGAAUGGGACCCUGAAGCUCAGCGAUGUUCAGAAGGGGAUGGAUGAGGGGGCCUACGUCUGCAGCGUGCUCAUCCAACCACAGCUGUUCAUCACGCAGACUGUCUAUAUCACCGUCAAAGUUCCUCCACUGAUCCAGCCAUUUGACUUUCCACCUACUUCCAUCGGUAAACUGAUGUACAUCGCCUGCGUGGUGUCGUCUGGAGAUAUGCCAAUACGCAUCACAUGGCGCAAGGACGGGCAGGAGAUCGUGGCCUCCUCGGGCAUCACCAUCGACACAAAGGAGUUCAUGAGCUCCCUUCAAAUAUCCAAAGUGUCGCUCAAGCACAAUGGCAACUACACCUGCAUUGCUAGCAACGAUGCUGCCACUGUCAGCACGGAGAGGCAGCUCACAGUUACAGUGCCUCCUCGGUUUGUGGUUCAGCCCAACAAUCAGGAUGGGAUCUAUGGGAAGGCAGGGAUCCUAAACUGUUCAGUAGAUGGGUACCCUCCUCCAAAAGUCAUGUGGAAACAUGCCAAAGCUGCACUAGCGGGUAUUGGGAAUCCGCAGCAGUAUCACCCUGUGCCUCUGACGGGCCGUAUCCAGAUCAUGGGUAACGGCUCUCUACUCAUCCGACAUGUCCUGGAAGAGGAUCGGGGCUUCUACCUCUGUCAGGCCUCCAAUGGUGUGGGCUCAGACAUCAGCAAGAGCAUGGUUCUUACCGUUAAGAUCCCCGCGAUGAUCACCAGUCACCCCAACACCACCAUGGCUAAGAAGGGUCACUUGAAGGAGCUGAACUGCACAGCCAGGGGAGAAUGGCCCAUCAUCAUCCGCUGGGAGAGAGGCGACACAGUCAUUGACCCUGACCGCAACCCCCGAUACUCCAUUAUCACCAGUCCCAACGAGAAGACGGACGAGGUAUUGUCUACACUCAAGCUAAAGCCAGCUGAGCGUGAGGAUUCAGUCUUCUUCUCAUGUCAUGCUAUCAACUCUUACGGCGAAGGACGAGGCCUUAUACAGCUCACUGUGCAAGAGCCCCCAGACCCUCCAGAGUUGGAAGUGCGAGAAGUGAAAGAUCGCAGUAUGAAUCUACGGUGGACACAGAGAUUUGAUGGAAACAGUGUCAUUACCUCGUACGAUAUUGAGUAUAAGAACAAGACAGAUACCUGGGAGCUGAAGCAUGCAACCCGAAACAUCUCCCCCAGCAACAAUCAGGCCAACAUCGUGGACCUGCACCCCGCCUCUGUCUACAGCAUCCGCAUGUACUCCUAUAACUCGAUUGGCAAGAGCGAGGCCAGCAAGGAACUCACCAUCAGCACAGAGGAAGCACAGCCUGAUGGUCCUCCCAUGGAGGUGAUCCUGCAGCCAGUGACCUCUCAGAGUAUCAGGGUCACAUGGAAGGCCCCCAGGAAGGAGCUGCAGAACGGGGUUAUCAGGGGUUACCAGAUUGGAUACAGAGAGAACGGCCCGGGCAGUAACGGCCAGUACAGCAUUGUGGAGAUGAAGGCCACCGGAGACAGUGAGGUCUACACCCUGGACAACCUGAAGAAGUUUGCUCAGUAUGGUGUGGUGGUCCAGGCCUUCAACAGAGCCGGCACAGGACCCUCCAGCUCAGAGAUCAAUGCCACAACACUGGAAGAUGUUCCCAGCCAGCCUCCUCAGAAUGUGCGAGCGAUUUCUGUAACAUCGGAUGAGGCAGUGAUCACAUGGGCCGAGCCUCCCAGGAUGACGCUACAUGGCGUGUUAAAGGGAUACCGCGUCAUCUUCUGGGCUGUGUUUCCGGACGGAGAAUGGGGUGAAAUGCAAAACAUCACAACCAUCAAGGAGCAGGUGGAGCUCAAAGGCCUGGAGAAGUUCACCAACUACAGCAUCCAGGUCCUGGCCUACACCCAGGCUGGAGAUGGGGUCCGUAGCAACGUCCUGUACAUCCAAACCCGUGAAGACUACCCCGGACCCCCGGCUGGCAUCAAAACUGUGCCCUCUUCCUCCAGCAGUGUCGUGGUGUCCUGGUUACCCCCUCACAAGCCAAAUGGAAUCAUCCGCAAGUACACCAUCUACUGCUCCAGCCCCGGGUCCGGCCAACCGCUGCCCAGUGAGUAUGAAGCGAAUCCAGAGCUGCUGUUCUACCGGAUCACACACCUCAACCACCGACAGCAGUACCUGAUCUGGGCGGCGGCCGUCACCACCGCAGGUCGAGGGAACUUCAGCGAAAAGGUCACUGUGGAGCCGGCGUCCAAAGCCCCGGCUAAGAUCCUUUCAUUUGGGGGCACAGUGACGACCCCCUGGAUGAAGGAGGUGCGACUGCCCUGUAGCUCAGUAGGAGAACCUACACCUACCAUCAAAUGGACCAAAGACAGUGAGGACACAGCCAUCCCAGUGUCUCUAGAUGGACAGCGGCUCAUCCUGACCAAUGGGACGCUGGUGCUGCGUGCGGUCAAAGCUGAGGAUUCUGGGUACUACACCUGCACGGCCACCAACACGCUGGGCUUCGACACUAUCAUUGUCAACCUUGUGGUACAAGUUCCUCCUGACCAGCCUCGUCUAACCGUCUCCACCACUUCCAUCUCCUCCAUCACUCUGGCUUGGAUACCAGGAGACAACGGAGGGAGCUCUAUUAGAGGUUUCGUGUUGCAGUACUCUGUAGACAACACAGAGGAAUGGAAAGAUGUUUUCAUCAGUUCUAGUGAACGCUCCUUCAAACUGGACAACCUGCGCUGUGGCACCUGGUAUAAAGUGAAGCUGGCUGCAAAGAACAGUGUGGGAGCCGGACGCAUCAGUGAGAUCAUCGAAGCAAAGACCCAUGGGCGAGAACCCCAGUUCAACAAGGAUCAGCCGGUCUUCACCCACCUUAACUCCAGCCACGCCCGCCUCAACCUGCAGGGCUGGGUCAGUGGAGGCUGUCCCAUCAACGCUGUCAUACUAGAGUUUAGACCAAAAGGUACAUGGGCAUGGCAGAAUGUGCGCACCAAUGCCACAGCAGAUGUGUUCCUGGCAGAGCUUCGUGAGGCGACCUGGUAUGAGUUGAAGAUGAAAGCCUGCAACAGUGCUGGCUGUGGCAACCAGAGCUCCCAGUUUGCAACCCUGGACUAUGAUGGCAGUACAAUUCCACCAAUCAAAUCCCCUCUGGAAAAGAACGAUGAUGUCAAGAAGCUGUUUUCUAUUGGUUGUCCUGUGAUCUUGGUCACUCUGGGUGUUUUGCUGCUCUUCAUCAUUCGCAGGAAACGCAAAGAAAAGAGGCUGAAGAGACUAAGAGAUGCCAAAAGCCUGGCAGAGAUGCUGAUCAGUAAAAACAACCGCAGCUUUGACACUCCAGUGAAGGGACCUCCUCAGGGCCCACGCUUACACAUCGACAUCCCCCGAGUGCAGCUGCUCAUUGAGGACAAGGAAGGCAUCAAGCAAAUUGGUGAAGACAAAGCCACUAUCCCUGUGACAGACACAGAGUUCAACCAAACUGGAAACCCUCAAAGCUUCUGCACAGGUGUGUCCGUCCAUCACCCCGCCCUCAUCCAGAACACCGGUCCUUUGAUUGACAUGUCAGACAUCAGACCAGGAACCAACCCAGUUUCAAGGAAGAGCGUAAAGUCAGCCCACAGCAUCAGGAACCGCUACUCCAGUCAGUGGACUCUGACCAAGUGCCAGUCCUCCACGCCAGCCCGCACUCUCACCUCAGAUUGGCGCACAGUUGGCUCCCAGCAUGGCAUCACUGUCACCGAGAGUGACAGCUACAGCGCCAGCCUCUCACAGGACACAGAUAAGGGUCGCAACAGCAUGGUGUCGACAGAGAGCGCCUCUUCAACCUACGAGGAGUUGGCGAGAGCAUAUGAGCAUGCCAAGCUAGAGGAACACCUGCAGCAUGCCAAGUUUGAGAUUACUGAAUGCUUUAUCUCUGACAGCUCCUCUGACCAGAUGACUACAGGUACCAACGACAAUGCAGACAGCAUGACGUCCAUGAGCACUCCCUCAGAGCCUGGUAUCUGCCGCUUCACUGCCUCACCGCCCAAACCCCAGGACUACGAUCGUGGCAAGAAUGUAGCUGUGCCCAUUCCACACCGCGCCAAGAGUGACUACUGCAACCUUCCCCUCUACAUGAAGUCAGAUCCCUUCUUCCGAAAGCAGUCCGAGCAUCAUGACCCCUGUCCAGUGGUCCCCCCACGUGAAGCCUCCAUUCGUGGCCUGGCCCAGCGGGCAUACCACACCCAGGGCCGUCAUGUGACUAUGGACUCGGUAAAGCAGCAGGCCCUAACCAUGGGCCACUCUGGCCUGUCCAACCUCUCUUCCUCUGGAGGGGCAACAGGAGCCUGUGGUGGGGGUGCGUCUGCUAGCUCUAGCAGCUCCACCCUCCCCCAGAGGACUCUCACCAUGCCAGGCUCCUCUGCCUCCAUGGCCCAGAGUGCAGCGGCCGCUGCUACUGCCACUGCUGCAGCCGCUGCAUUCUCCUCCUCAGGGGCCACAGGAGGGACUCCUGGAGGGGCCUCCUCCAAGAUGGGAGGAUCCAGAGACUCUCUCCUGGAGAGCAGCUCCUCGGGCUUAGGCAGACUGCAGAAGCAGAGAGAUGGAGGGGCGGGGGCCUACUCCAAGUCGUACACACUGGUGUAGCCUGCCAACACCUUGGCCUGUCACUGUAACUCUAAAUAAAAUGCUGGUCAAGCCAGCGCUUGCCUGGAGCCUCUAUGAAGUGAGAAGAGAAACAUACACAUGCCCAGCCGACCCGUCAGUGCCUGCGCUGUGUCGGGCUGCAGGGAGCUGCUGGGGGUCCCAUUGACACGACUGUAUGAAGGGAUCAGAGCUGGGUCUCCACAGCACAGGGGUUUGCCUUUCUUUCUGCCUGAUUGCUUUUUAUUAUUAUUGUGUCAUCUUUCUCUAUCCCUAAUUUCAUCACCCUGGAAAUCACUUGCCAAACCGUAAAUGAUUAAUCUGUUCACUUCAUUUUUUCAUUUUCUGGCAAGGACAAAGUACUUAUGCACAAAAUGCUUUCCACGUGCACUGUCUUGUUUUCUGGAUCAAGACAGUCAUAGAAUGAACCAAGUUUUUUUUUUGUGAUGUUUUUAGGUUAUUAAAUAUGUUGCUUUUCUGGUUUCUGAUGGAAGAAGAGCUCAUAUCACAGCAUUGUGCCAUGGCAGGAUGCUUUCAAUGUAUGCAUAAACCACCUUGGUGUUACACUGGCUCUUAGUGGAAGGACUGACAUCUCAAUACCAGUUUUGAGAUUUGGAGAAUCUUCUUAUACACACAAUGGAUGACACAGCAUAGUGGUCUUAAUUUAUGCUUUUUUAAACAGACUCAAAACAGAGGACAUACAACAAAUGUCAAGCAUCAUCAAGUGAAUCCAAACCCUCUUUUUCAUCAGUUUUCAGUUUAUUUUCUAAUAAUGGAAAUAUAAUCUCAUGUGCACUAAGAAAAGUUAGAAUGGAUCCAAGUAACAGAAACCUUCACAAGUGUGUGUGUGUGUGUGUGUGUGUGUGUGUGUGUGUGUGUGUGUGUGUGUGUGUGUGUGUGUGUGUGUGUGUGUGUGUGUGUGUGUGUGUGUGUGUGUGUGUGUGUGUGUGUGUGUGUGUGUGUGUGUGUGUGUGUGUGUGUGUGUGGUGUGUGUGUGUGUGUGUGUGGUGUGUGUGUGUGUGUGUGUGUGUGCGUGUAUAUUAAAUAUAUAUAUGUAUACAUUUGGCAGGCACACAACAACAGUGGAUCUUUUAAAAAAUCAAUCUGUAUGCUGACCUCUCGGGCAGAUGUCUGUGUAAACUGACCCUCCCCCCCUCUGUUGAUUUUGGGGAAUCGGGGACAGUAACAAUGAUAAUGCUGACGAUGUAACUUUAUGAUCCUAAUUCGGUCCAGCAUUAUGAAAAUUGUUUUUUUUAAGUGUGAUUGACAGCAUUGAUUAGGAAAUAAUACUGAAAAUGAAGUGGGUUCACAAAAGAGCAUUUACAGAAGAAACAGGAUCCUUACUUUAUUCUCUUCCUCAGAACAAAGAAGGAUGAAAACCCCAUUAUGAUCCAUCAUCGUUCCACAAUGUCAUUAGUCUUUGUUUAACACAUUUGACCUGUAUCCACUUUUCCCCUUUCAUAUCUCCCACCUUCGCCCACCCAGUCUCCCAUCAUAUCCAUACAGUGUCACUGUGACCUACUGCUAGCAUACGGGCUAGUUAAAAGACAGCUGGACUGAGAGGUCUCAUAUGCACAGACAGGCAGAAAUGCUACUUGACGUUCAAUGACAACUUGAAUGGAAGCAAAAGUUUCAAACGUAGGCCUACAGCAAAUUUACUGAGAUGUAUAAAAGACAAUAAUAUUUGUAUGAAAUUAUCUUGAAUUGAUGAACGGACAAUGACUUUAAGAUUAUAGACAGAGAGAUCAAGUGUUAAAAGAAUUUGCAGAAAAGGGAAGAGGGGGUUACAUAGAAGAGAAAUAAGCGGUCUUUAAAACUAAGAUGUGUUUUCAAGUCCCUCCACCUCACUGAAUUUAUUUGAGCUUUAUGCAUGGUACUGUAUCUGCUAACUUUUGGUUAACUUGUUUUUCCCAUUUCUUCUCCCAAAGCUUAAUCCCAUAACAAAGAUCGUUCCAAAAAGAGUUGCUCCAAAUGUUUUGCAAUGGCAAAACGUAACAUCAGGGCUCUCGCAAUAGAAAAAAAGAUAUGAUAUAUGUUUGUUUUCAAAAGUAUGUACAUAUAUAUUUCUAUUCAAAUAUAUAGCAAAUAUAUGAAUAUUAAAAAAGCAGAGAAAUAUAAAAAACGUUCUAAUUGAAUAUAUAUAUAUAUAUAUAAAAGAUCACAAGACAAUCGCUCAGAGUGAAAAACUGCGAGAAGGAAGAGAAAGAAGAAGAGGGAGGCUUAAACGGGUAGCACAACCAUGGAUGGGAGAUCUUGGAGAAGUGGUGUGAAAGAAAGUGAAAUGGUGAAACUGAGGUUUGAGGAAUGAUCCAAUGACCCCCCUUGUGAUAUUGUAAAUGUUCCAGCUCCAACUCCUGUGCAGCAGGGCGAGGCUGAGAGGAAAGCACAGUAAAGUCAAAUUAUAGUGUGAGAUUGUGUCGCUGGUUAACUGUGGUCUAUGGCUCAGUGCAGAAAGUGUGGUGUUGAAAAAGAAAACCGUAAAACAAGGGAAGCCUAUACAGUAAGUGAGCCUGUUGUAAUAUGUUGUAUUGUACCUUCCAAAGGUUUGUUCACAAACUCAAUGCCAUUAUCUGACUUUAGUUAAUGAAAACAAACAGACCGAAAAGUGUUUCUGUUUCUUUUCCGUUUCAUAGCGAGCUCAAACUUCUGGACUGCAAGCCAAUAAACAUACCACACAGUAACUUCUCAUAUAUGUGUUAAUGCUCUAUUUAAUUUAAAACUACACAGGAGAUAAAUGCAUUUAGCUUUUCAUUGUUAAUUGUUUCUUUUGGCCUUAAUGUUUCACGUUGUACAAAUAUUGUUUUCAGUAAAACAAGUCCGGAAAUGGGGCUGUCCUGUUUUAGCAACCAGAAACAGAGGCCUCAUAUAUACAGUUGUAUGGAUAUUGGAUGGAGUGAUAAAACAAACUCCUGUCAAACCUGCUUUUCCCUAUUCUUCAUUGAAGUUGCCUCUAAAUCACUGAUAUAUAGUCAGUUUGCUUAAAGUAUAUGUAUUGUAUGCCUUUAAGGAAACGUCCACCCUCUAACCAGUGGAGACUUGAUGGUCUUACAUUUGUUAUACUGAUUAAUCUUAUCUAAGUCUCUACGAAAAAGCAAAGAGGCGUAUUUCUUUAAAUGUUUAACUAUUCCUUUUAUGUAUUCCAAUAAUUUUGUUUAAUCCUUGGUUGAAAUUAAACUCAAAACAGCCUGAUUAUUGCAAACUACACAAUACUAUAGUAUUUUGGUUCCUAAAUUAUAGAUUUUCCAUUCUUAUGUGCAGAAAAAUAUUUUUAGGACCAAAUAAAUAAUUCAAGUUAAAUGUACAAAUAAUAUAAAAAAAACAUAUGUGCAGCUGAAAAGAUGGCCUGUUAUUGUGUAACAUUGACUAGUUACUUUUGAAUAAAAUAGCAGACCAUACUGCCAUAUUAAACUUGUAACUGUUCACAGUACUUUAUCAUUGUUGCAGCAACAUUUCUUCUCAGCACCCUGUGUUGAUAUCUGCAAUGUUGAAUUGACAAAUAAGUGAAUCAGGGUGUAUUCUCUCUUUAAAAUACAACCGAAUACUUUACAAGCUGACUUUUUGAACUCUGAGGCCAACAUCACAUGUCCUACUUCCCCAACCUUUCCGCAUCUGCUCAACCAAUACGAUCUUCCCUCUCACUGUUCCCCCACCUUUUACAUUAUUUUAACUCCAUAAUAGAAGACUUGUGUACAUAGGAAAGUGUUUUGUAUAAAUGAGUACUAUUUUCGACAUCUUCACUAGAAACCAGGGCACAAUGUAAACUUUGAACUGACGUUAUUGUAAUGAAACAGAAGAGGACAAGGAAAUACUAUAGGAAUAUACAGACACUGCUUCAUCUUGAUUUAUGAACCAGUUGAAACGUGUCAGAGUGGGCCAUGCAUAGUUAACAAUAUUUAUUUCUUCUUUUAGAGGACAUUUGGUUGCAUUGUCCUCUUUUAAAAAAAUGUUUCUAAUUUUUUUUUCUGUUAAUUUUUAUCUUUUUUGUUUGAAUUGUUUUACUUUAUCACAGGUUGCUUUAUUUAGCAUUUGCCUUUUUUUAUUCCACUUUUUGGGGGGAGGACAGCAGCAUUGCAUGCUCUGAAAUUUUUGCUGGUUAUAAAAGAGAAAGGGAAAUGGUGAAAAGAACAACUUAAAAUGGCAGGUUAAUGAAAACAUUUUAAAGAUGCAGAGGUUGUUCCUUAAACUUUUACGGGGAAACGUUGCUUCAAUUUGCAAUUGCUUGUGUUUAACUCUACAUUUUCUUUUCUAUGAAAACAAACAAAAACAAAAAAAGAGUACUCAACACCUUGUGCAAUAAAGCUAUCUUUCUAUGAAC
Gymnodraco acuticeps is the source of this 10567-nucleotide messenger RNA. Its product is annotated as Down syndrome cell adhesion molecule-like protein 1 homolog. Gene Ontology annotation, biological process: dendrite self-avoidance; homophilic cell-cell adhesion; axon guidance. The record is from RefSeq and is a predicted model, not a curated record. The transcript is spliced from 36 exons. Lineage: Eukaryota; Metazoa; Chordata; Actinopteri; Perciformes; Bathydraconidae. The coding region runs from base 16 to 6255 and encodes 2079 amino acids. Gene Ontology annotation, molecular function: cell-cell adhesion mediator activity. Gene Ontology annotation, cellular component: plasma membrane; axon.